AUGGCUCUUCAAUUUCUAACACUACUUUUGGUUAUUCUGAUCAUUCUCUAUUAUCAUUACUUAUUUUGUAUUCGUCAAAAUUCAUCAGUAGUACCAACAUGUGUAUGUCGAAAUCAUUUAAAUGAACCUGUUGAUUGGUUUAUUAUAUAUAAAUUACCACGUCUUACACAUUCAAUUGAUCCAUUUGUUGCUAAUGGUACUGGUUAUAUCUAUUUGGAUAGUUCAUCAUCUUUAGAUAAAUGGCAAUUUUCAUCACAAAGUAUUGAUUCACCAUUAUCAUUAACUGGUUUAACAUUAGGACCAUUAUAUAAAUUAAAAGAAUAUUCAUAUAUAUUUUAUAAUGAUCAACCACCAAAUAAACCUGUUUCAUUGAUAUAUGGUCAUUCAAAAGGUGUAUUAGCAUUCAAUGAUAAUACACAAACAGGAUUUUGGCUUGUUCAUAGUGUUCCACAUUUUCCACAAAUCAUUGAAAAAGGUUAUGAAUAUCCAGAUUCAGGUCGUAUAUUCGGUCAAACGAUGUUGUGUAUAACACUUGAUAAUACUACUUCAUUGUCUGUAAAUUCGAUUGAUUUACUUUCUACUCAUUUUCUUUUUACACGUCCAUUGGUGUUUGAUUCCAAAUUAACUCCAUCAGCAACAAAUCGUUAUCCAAUUCUUGCAAAUAGUAUUAUAACAAAUAAAGGUCAUAUAAAUGAACCACCAUAUACCCGUUUUUAUCCAUUAAAUAGUUCUUCACUUAAAAUUCUUACAUUUGCUAAAUAUGGAUUAGCUAAUAUAGAUAUGUUAAGUGAAUUAAUAGUACCAUCUCUUCAUACAUCAAUGUUAAGUGAAACAUGGUCAAAUGGUAGACAAACGAAUUUACCAUCAAAUUGUACAGGUCAAUAUCAUACAGAAAAUAUUGAAAAACUUGCAUUUAAUUUCACGGUUCAUCAUGAUCAUUCGAAAUGGCUUGUAAGUAAUUAUGAUACAUGGACAUGUAUUGGUGAUAUGAAUCGACAAGCUGAACAAAAAGUUCGACAUGGUGGUUUUGCUUGUAUUAAUGAUAAACGCAUACAACAACGAUUUCGACAACUUGUUCUCAUGAUUGAACCAUGUCCAGCAGAUAAAAAAUAG
This is a messenger RNA of Rotaria sp. Silwood2, 1113 nucleotides long. The record is from the annotation of a GenBank genome assembly. NCBI's taxonomy places the organism in Eukaryota, Metazoa, Rotifera, Eurotatoria, Philodinida, Philodinidae.